UUUCCGCCAGCUUGCUUCAGAUUCAGUCGAGUUUCCAAGGAGAGAAAUAUCAGCCGCGCGCGGAGAGGACGCGCUUCAGCUCGGACGGGACUGCUCAGAGCAAACACCCACACACUCGGGGCUGACCUUUGACCUCUGGGACAUUUUGGGGUCCGGGCGGGAAGCUCGCGGACGGUGUAGACCCGGGACAGGCUGCCAUGGCCCGGCCGAGGAAGAAAAGCUGCUCUGGGUGCUGAACAUGAAGCUCCGCGGGGGGAGACAGAGAGAGCGCAGACUGCAGUAACACACGGAGGGAGAGGAGGGACUUUAAUUCAGGAGAGAAGAAGAAGAAGAGGAGGAUGAAGAUGGGAGGGAUAGUGGAGCUGCUGGGCAUCAGCUGGCUCCUCUUCCUCCUGCUGAUCAUUGGAAACGGUCACUGCAGAGGUGAGCGGGGUGAGGAAGAGCACGACUCUCACCAGACCGAGCACCUAUCCUCCUAUCAGCUGACUGUCCCUCGACCAAUCGGAGGCAGGCUGAGGAGGGACGUGAAUGGAAGACUGCCCAAUCAGGUGUCCUACAUCAUCAGCGUGGAUGGAAGCGAUCACGUCGUCCAUCUGGAGAGAAACGAGCUGCUGCUGCCUGCAGACUUCACCGUGUUCUCCUACAGUCCUGACGGAUCCCUGGUCACAUCCACGCCACCUGUCCAGGACCACUGUCACUAUCGCGGCUUCGUCCAGGGCGUGGAGGGCUCAUCCGUCGCCAUGAGCAUCUGCAACGGCCUCAGAGGAGUGAUGCACCUCAGUGAUGGCAGCUAUGGGAUUGAGCCGCUAGACUCCACCCCCGACCAGCACCUGGUGUACCGCCUGCAGGAUGUGACAUCACAGCCCCGAGGGUGCCAAACGCCGCACUACGAGCAUGGCCACAACUCUACAGAGCGUGCUCAGUCCAGCUGGGAGGACAUCCCUCACGGGCAGCACAGAAGGGUGAGGAGAGCCGUCCUCCACAAGACGCACUACGUGGAGCUGCUGCUGGUGGUCGACAAAGAGAGGUUUAACUUCAUGAACAGGAACGCGACGGCAGUCAGGGAGGAGAUGGUUCUGCUCGCCAACCUCGUGGACAGCAUCUACAUGCAGCUGAAUAUCCGGGUGGUUCUGGUUGGUCUGGAGAUCUGGAAUCAGCAGAACCAGAUCAGCACCGACGGAUCGGCUGGAGAAGUCCUGAGUCGCUUCACCCAGUGGAGGGAGAAGGAGCUGAUUCCUCGCCGCCGCCAUGACUCAGCACAGCUCAUCCUGAGGAAGAAUUUUGGACAGACGGCCGGGAUGGCGUUCGUCUCCACUGUCUGCUCCAGGAGUCACGGAGGCGGGAUCAACGCGUUCAACAACAACGUCGUGGGCUCGUUCGCCUCCAUCGUGGCUCACGAGCUCGGCCACAACCUCGGCAUGAACCACGACGACGGCCGACAGUGCACGUGCCCCAGCGGCGCCUGCAUCAUGAACUCCGGAGCCACAGGGUCAAAGAACUUCAGCAGCUGUAGCGCCGAUGACUUUGAGAAGAUGAUCCUGCUGACGGGGGGGGCGUGUCUGCUGAACGUCCCGCGGCCCGACGAGGCCUACAGCGCCCCCUACUGCGGAAACAGGCUGGUGGACUUCGGGGAGGAGUGCGACUGUGGCUCAGAGAAGGAGUGUGAGGAGGACCCCUGCUGUGAGUAUCGGACCUGUAAGCUGAAGUCUGGAGCUCAGUGUGCGUACGGCGAGUGCUGCUCCAACUGUCAGUUCCUGCCGGGGGGAACCGUGUGUCGCGCCAGCACAGAUGAGUGUGACCUGCCCGAGUUCUGUAACGGCUCCUCGUCCCUGUGUCAGAGCGACGUCUUCAUCCAGAACGGGCAGCCCUGCAGGAACCAGGAGGCCUACUGUUACAACGGGAAGUGUCAGCACUACGACAGCCAGUGUCAGGCCAUCUUUGGAGACAAGGCGAAGGCAGCUCCUGAGCUCUGCUUCAAAGAAGUCAACAGCAAAGGAGAUCGCUUCGGCAACUGUGGCUACCUCAACAACGGCUUCAAGAAGUGCGAGAGCAGAAACGCCAUGUGUGGGAAACUGCAGUGCUCCAACGUUCAGGCGAAGACGGUGUUUGGCAUCGAGCCGUCGAUCAUCAGCACGCCGAUCACCGGAGGGAAAUGCUACGGCGUGGACUUCAUGCUGGGGUCGGACGUCCCCGACCCCGGGAUGGUGAACGAAGGGACCAAGUGUGGAGAGAACAAGGUGUGUGUGAACUUUGAGUGCCGCGGCGCCGACGUCCUGAGCUACAAUUGCGACGUGCAGACCAAAUGUCACGGACACGGGGUGUGCAACAGCAACAGGAACUGCCACUGCGACUAUGGCUGGGAUCCGCCUUUCUGCGAGUUAUCGGGUUACGGUGGAAGCGUUGACAGCGGACCCACGUGGAACGAUAAGGACACGUCUCUCAGGGACGGCCUGCUCGUCCUCUUCUUCUUCGUCCUCCCGCUGCUCGCUCUCGGCGUCUUCGUUUUCCUGCGCAGGAACGAGCUGCUGCGGCGACUCGGGCUGAGCCGCAGGAAGAGGUCGCAGGGAUAUGAGGCUGACGGCAUGGCUUCAGCCAAUCACAGCAGGAGACCGCCUCCCAGAGUGCAGCCUCCAUCUGUUGCCCGGGGUAACACCAAUAACAUCGUCAGAGACGGGCACCACGCUCAGCUGCUGCCACCACAAGAGAAAACCAAAACCUUCUGCUGCAUCACAACCUCUGGUGCCUCAAAGACCUGCGCCCGCGCCUCCUGUUUAACCAAUCAGGAGUCUUCUAACGACACCUGGACGACCUCCCCCCCCCCCACCCACACACACACACACACACACACACCCGCUUAUCUUCAAACCCUUCCAAGCGAACUCGGAGCUACUUCCUUAGCAACAGCCAGAAACAAUCAGAAACAAUUCUGUAGCCAUGAUAACCGCCAGCCGGCCAGACUGCACGGCCAUCGCAGUAAAAUGGAUCCAGGUGGACCGGACGAGGAACUUUGCAGAACCUUCAGGAACCCAGCAGGUCCAAACUGGAGCCACUGCUGUUCUCUAACCUAACCAACCCGAAGCCUGCUUAAGUAUUUUUAAACUUUCUGAUUUAGUCAUGUGACCUUUCAAACAAGGUAUAGCAAGUAUAGCAGGCCAUGUGGGCCUCUCUCUCUGAUUGGCUGGUUUGUAGUUGUGGGUGGAGCAUGCAUCUGAGCACUGGUUUGUUUCUUUUCUGUCUCUGAAUGAAAGCACUGAUAGCGCGGCCCGUCUGCUCAGCACUGUUUCAGGAAUGUAACGCACCCUCCUGCGGUUGUGUGCCGGUGCGUUUGGUUUCUAUCGUCUGGCUCGCCCUGCGUUCGCUCCCUCGCUCUUCACAGAACUGUAAAUCUACGAUAUGCAAACAGCGUCUGAGCGCGUAGCUCCUCUGGUCUCAGUUCGUCAUGCAGCAUGGCGCCGUCUCUGCAGGGAACGUACACUCACCAGGCGAGGCUGCUCGUUAUGCCUCUACUGUCCAGGUAUUUCCACCAGUUAAAAUAUGAGUCUGAGCUUGCAAAGCAUUCUGGGAACCGUAGGCAGUCACAUUUAGUACAAGCAAAGUGGAUUAAUCACAUAUGGAGGAUAAAAGAUUCCUAAUCAUCUGUUAGAAUUGAAACUAAAUGAGAUGAUGUGAGUUCAGACCUGCACUGAGAACAUGUUCACUACAAGUCUGGGCUCAAACUGAACAGCAGUACCAGCUCCUCCCAACAUCGUUCAUUUCUUUCUUUCAAAGACUUUAUAAAACACUCAUUCCUGAUAAUUAUUACCAGUAUGACUGACUCAAUGGGGCUUUUUUUAAAAUGUGUCGCUCUUCUGUUAAGGUUGAAGCUUUUUGCAGAUCCACAUGUUUCUUCUGGGGGGACACAGACCCCGUUUCACCACUGUUUAAAAAUGAAUUGUGUCCAGUGGAAGCAGAACUUUAGCAGAAACAUGAACUUGGGUGUAGCCUGCCAAGCAUUCACACUGAGAGUGUGUGACGGCGUCUGAAGGUGGAACAAAGUCCUUUAAAUUCUCGGCAAUAAUGUCCCGAGAGCGUCCACGCUUCCUGUCCCGAGCGAGCGGCGAUCACGCUGAACUCUUCCCGCGUUCAGGGCGUCUGAUUCAAACCAGGGAUUUUUACACCACCGGUGAACCAAAUGCUUGUGUUCUGCAGCUGACGAGCCUGGAUGCACUGUGCUGUGUAACCACGUUGGUAUUUUUAAAUGUCUUUUUUCACUUACUUUGCUCGUUUGAGGGUUUUUGCACAGAAACUGAGGACUCCACUGAGGAUGUUGAUGCGUCGCUCACGAGGCUAUUUUAGUGCCAUUUGACUGUUCAUGCCAAAAAAAUAAACCGUAGUCUGUGCUGAGCUCCUGAGUGAAGACAGUCGGACGCAGUUAUUUAAAGAGCUGAGAGCAGCUGAAGCUUCAGGUUACAGGCAGCUGCUGACUGCAGCGUUUAAAGGGGACCCGUUCUUAUCAUUUCCACCUCUGCACUUUGUCAGAGUAGCUUGGCGUGAUUCACAACUUAAAAUAAUCCAAAUUUUCCUAAUGCAGUCAAAGCUUCGCGAUAUCUCCACGGUCCAGUUAGCUUCGGGGUGCAGAGUCAGUUUGGAGUUUGUGGGAUUACUUCGCUCAUAAUUUAGCAAAGUCUCUGCUCCUUUUAGCUAGCUGGCUUAAAGUUAGCUGAUGUGAAAGGUUUGUGGUGUAUAUGCGUUUGGAAGUUUGGCCACGUUAAAUAUGAAUUUUAAAAAAAUUGUAAAAUCAAAAGUCUUGGUGCUCGGCAGCCAUCUUGGUAAUUUAAAGUGUUUAUUUCUCCAGGUUACACUAACUUUAACCUCCUAAGACCCGAACUCUUCCACAGCAUGCAUUUUUAAUUUCUCUUUGAUAUUUGGGCUGAUUGGGACCCGAUGAAUGUAAAAACAAAGAGUUACCAGAUUUUUUUUUUUUACCUGAUUUUUGUUUCUAAGAACAAUGAGAGCCGCAUAUGAGGAUAUUCGUUUAAAAUUUCGAUAGAACAGUAGCAGUAUAAUGUCCUCGUAAGUGGAUAUCAGGCCCCUGUAGAGCAAAAUUGAGUAUUUUGGUCUAAAUAACCCAAAAUGUGAUGUGUGGACGCCAGGUCCUAGGAGGUUAAGACCCUCAUUUCAUGAAAUUGGGUGAAUACAAGUACUUUUACCAAAAACCCCAAACGGGUAAAAGGUCUCUGUCAGCACAGCUGGUGGUCCGGGUGGAAAAAGCUUUAAGUGUUAUUUUGGGUCAGCACAGGCCAACGUGAAGCGGUCCCCUUUAAAGCCGAUCAGCCAAUCAGACGUCCUCAGUGGGGUUACAUUCAUACUGAACCUGUGUAAAAGAUUUCAUUUUCUCUUAUUAUGAAUGAUUUAAUCAUUUUUUUGCUUUUCACCUGUAAUCUGUGGUCAUUUGAACAUUUAAUUAUUAACGUUGCUGCGUGGCGUGGAAGCCUCCGCGCUGACUGAUGGUUUUUAUGAUUCGAUGGAUGAUCUCUCACCUGUUGGACAACUUCCUGUUUCCUGUUGGACAGGUUCGGGUUGUUACAGCCAGUGGAGCUCAAACUUGUGCUGCUUGCUGUGAAAACCAAACCUGGAAGAAUAAAGGUCCUUCAGCUGAACAUGAUAAUUUAAUGAACUCUGUUCAUACAGACUGUGAUUUGUUUGCUUUCAGACUUAAUAAAGGUGCACAGAAAAUGGUU
Messenger RNA from Pelmatolapia mariae (spotted tilapia), 5720 nucleotides. It is a transcript of the gene adam9a, whose product is annotated as ADAM metallopeptidase domain 9a. The record is from RefSeq and is a predicted model, not a curated record. Gene Ontology annotation, biological process: proteolysis. Lineage: Eukaryota; Metazoa; Chordata; Actinopteri; Cichliformes; Cichlidae. Gene Ontology annotation, cellular component: plasma membrane. The coding region runs from base 339 to 3068 and encodes 909 amino acids. The transcript has 23 exons. Gene Ontology annotation, molecular function: metalloendopeptidase activity.